CUCCUACUCGUAUUGGCUCUCACUCACCCCACUGACUGAUUGGGUUCCAUCACUCAUCAGUACAUUUCUCAUUGGCUUAUCUCCGGCGUCUGCAUUGUAGGAGUCUAUCUGCUCCCUGUUUACAUUUUCUAUUGGUCCGAAAUGCCCUGUGCUUUAUUCCCAGUAGAAACCUGCGAUUGGGCAUGAGGAUCGAGACAUCAGUAUGCGAUUGGCUUUCUGCGAAUUAAAAAUUCUAGCAUCAAACCCAUCCCGUUAAGAGGAAGGUGUGAGAAUUGACUUGCCGCUGUGUGCACGCAAUCUAAGCAGACAGCUGAGGAAUAGAUGUGUGCAAGUGGCAGCGGUGACAGGUGCAUCUUAUGGCACCUUCACGUGUCCUCUCACUUGUAACUUCCUUACCGCAUUGAACUUACUGUUCUCCUAUUGCAGUACCUGCUGUCUCCUUGAGCUAUUCAUUCAUUCCAUGGCACGCAGGCUUGGGUACACCAUACCCCACUAGAAAUCGGUACUAUGAAGAAGCAAGUUAUACUGCAAUCGAAAGACAAGCUCUCUUAUGUGACUUGAUGUCAGGCCAAAGAAUUAAGGUGCAGUCAUUCUUCUUUCUGAGCGUUCAUGAAAAAAGCCUUGUCGGAAUCAUGGAUGACAGAGCCAACAAGUUUAUUUUGGCUCCAGUGUUAGCCGUACUCUUUGUUAUGAUUGUCUACCAGUACAUAUGUCCAACCGGGACCAACUCAUGGCAUUUCCGGACAGGGGACUCUGUAAGAGGGCUAGUCCAGUCCUCCGAGCUUCCAGCCAUUGCAGAGGCUCAGUGGCAGAGUGAGGAGGAUGAGAGUGAAAUCCUAGAAGACAGCAUCCCUGCAAAAUUCAAGCCAACCUUCAACUUCAUGGCCAAAGACCUUUACAGAUUCGUGGAUUUUAAUAUCAAGGGGGAUGAUGUUAUAGUGUUCCUCCACAUACAAAAGACUGGAGGCACUACUUUUGGGAGACACUUGGUCAGGAAUAUCCAGCUGGAGCAGCCCUGUGAUUGUAAGCCAGGCCAGAAGAAGUGCACCUGUCACCGUCCUGGGAGAAAGGAGACCUGGUUAUUUUCUCGCUUCUCUACGGGCUGGAGUUGCGGAUUGCAUGCAGAUUGGACUGAGCUCACCAACUGCGUUCCGGCUAUCAUGGAGAAGAAGGACAGCCAGAAAAAUCUCAGGAACUUCUAUUAUAUCACAAUGCUGAGGGACCCGGUAUCACGCUACCUAAGUGAAUGGAAGCAUGUCCAGAGAGGAGCGACUUGGAAAGCCUCACUCCAUGUCUGUGAUGGAAGAAGUCCAACUCCUGAUGAGCUGCCUACAUGUUAUCUUGGGGAUGACUGGUCUGGAGUUACAUUACAGGAAUUCAUGGACUGUAGCUACAACCUGGCUAAUAACCGUCAAGUACGGAUGCUUGCAGACCUUAGCCUAGUUGGGUGUUACAACUUGACAUUUAUGAAUGAAAGUGAACGGAAUGAUAUUCUUCUACAGAGUGCCAAGAAUAACCUUAAAAACAUGGCUUUUUACGGCUUGACUGAGUUUCAAAGGAAAACACAAUACCUGUUUGAGAUAACAUUCAAUCUAAAAUUUAUUUCUCCAUUCACACAGUUCAAUACUACCAGGGCCUCAAAUGUGGACAUUGAUGAAUGGUCCCGUGAACGUAUAAAGGAUCUUAACUAUUUAGAUAUGCAGCUUUAUGACUAUGCUAAGGACCUUUUCUUACAGCGCUUCCAGUACACAAGACAACGAGAGCAUCAGAGAAAGAGGGAGAAAAGAAAGGAAGAAAGGAGACUUCUUAGGGAACAUAAGGUCCAUCAACCUCACAAGGAAGACAAACCAACAGAAGUCUCUACUACUGAAGACUACAAUAGUCAGGUGGCAAGGUGGUGACAUUUGCAGCUUUUUAAUUCAGAGUAAUAGGGAAAUUAACAUCAAUUUGUUAUCAGCAUUUUUUUAAAAAUCUUUUCAAUUCAAACUUUUAAAGGAGAAAAAAAAAAAGAUUAUGAUAAGGUGGUGAUUUCAAAGAAGUCAAUAAGACAGGAGGUGGAAAAAGACUUUAGAAAACAUUUCCUGAAUAAACUAUACCUACUGUAAUGUCAAAUUAUUUGUUUCUAUGGUGUGCCACCAAACAAUAUAAUGAUUAUUCUUUGGAUCUCUUAAAAUUUCCUAAUUUUGUGACAUGAUCUUUGUUGUCAUCUUCCAUUAAAACUUCCCGGACAUAAAAUGUCAGCAUAGGAAUUGUGAAAAUGUCAAAUGGACUUUUGUGCUCUUUUCAAACUGUUUGCUUCUUACCUUUUCUGCACUAGAUUAAACUCUCUUCAUUUGUCAAUGUCUACAAUUCCAGAGAUUUUUAAGUGGUGU
Molecule: messenger RNA, 2372 nt
Organism: Pseudophryne corroboree (corroboree frog)
Lineage: Eukaryota; Metazoa; Chordata; Amphibia; Anura; Myobatrachidae
Gene: HS6ST3
Product: heparan sulfate 6-O-sulfotransferase 3
Exons: 2
Coding region: 561-1901 (446 amino acids)
Cellular component (GO): membrane
Molecular function (GO): heparan sulfate 6-sulfotransferase activity
Source: RefSeq, a predicted model, not a curated record